CCAUACACCCCACCAUCCUUCCCCAUCCGCCACCACCUCCACCACCACCUCCCAUCACGCAACAAUGACCACGCCCAAACCACUCACCCUCAUCGUCGCGGCCACGGGCGCGCCCACGCUCGGCAUCGGCCGCAACGGCGCGCUGCCCUGGCGGCUAAAAUCGGAACUCUCCUACUUCGCGCGGGUGACGAAGCGGCUCCCCGGUGGGUCCGCCAAUACAGCGAGCACGGCCCAGAACGCCGUGAUCAUGGGCCGCAAGACGUGGUUCUCGAUACCGCCACGGUUCCGUCCGCUGCCGGGGCGGAUCAACGUCGUUCUCUCGCGCGAUGCGGCGCUGGACCUUGGUGUGCCCGGCGGUGCUGGCGCGGGCGCAACCACCGCCACGUCGGUGGACGAUGCGCUCGCAAAGUUGGUGGAGCGCGGCGAGGCCGUCGGUACGGUUUUCGUUAUCGGCGGUGCGGAGGUCUACAAGGCGGCGCUGCUGCACCCGCUCGCGCAGAAUGUGCUCCUCACUAGGAUCGAUACGGAGUUUGAGGUGGACACGAUUUUCCCCGUGCAGUUGACGGCCGAGGGGAGUGGGUGGGCGAAGGCGAGCUGGGAGGCGCUGUGUAAAUUUGUGGGCGAGGAGGUGCCGAAGGGCGUGCAGAAGGAGGAAGGGGUGAAGUUUGAGUACGAGUUGUGGCAGAAGCAGAAGGCAGAUGAUGAGUAGCAUAUGUAGCGAUGGAUCAUGGCCUCACGAGAACGAAUCAACCCAGAUGCAAGCUGGAAUUACAUAUGGCA
Messenger RNA from Tricharina praecox, 780 nucleotides. Its product is annotated as dihydrofolate reductase-like domain-containing protein. Gene Ontology annotation, molecular function: NADP binding; dihydrofolate reductase activity. Bases 65 to 709 code for a protein of 214 amino acids. Gene Ontology annotation, cellular component: mitochondrion. Gene Ontology annotation, biological process: tetrahydrofolate biosynthetic process; glycine biosynthetic process; dihydrofolate metabolic process. Lineage: Eukaryota; Fungi; Ascomycota; Pezizomycetes; Pezizales; Pyronemataceae. The record is from RefSeq and is a predicted model, not a curated record. The transcript has a single exon.